AUGCCCUGUGCACCGAUCAACUACAUGCUGACGGUGCUGCCGAUAACGCGCGGGGUGCUGGCGCAGCGUGGAGGGCAAGCAAGCAGCAAGCAGCCAGAGCGAAGCCAGAGAGCAAAAGGCGUGCGAAGCCACAAGGAAAACAUGAAGCUCGCAUUGUGCCUGCUGCUGGGGGUUGUGUUCUAUGUGGACGCAGCGCCCACGGACCCCAGCGAAGAUGAGGUUCAAGCCCAGGAGAACUUUGACGUGACCAAGUUCCUGGGGAAAUGGUACGUGGUGUCCAUAGCCGGCAACUGCCAGUACCUGCCCGGGCACGUGCAGAAGCACCGGGGUGGCUCCUUUGAGAUCGUGGCCGGGGAGGAGGAGGAUAAGUUCACCGUCACCUCCACCAAGGCCAGAGAAGGGGAGUGCCACCAGAGGAGGUCCACGUUGAACAUGGUCGCCAACGGGAGGUUUUUCACAAUUAUGGCAUGGAAGAAGCCAACCCAUAUGAACAUGAUCGUGGUGCGCACAAACUACAAUGAGUACGCCGUGAUGUAUGCCUACAAGGAGUCUGACAAAUCUGUCAAGGUCCUGCGCUUGAUGUCCAGGACCCAGGAAAUCAGAGACGACCUCAUGGAUGAAUUCCGAAGCCUCUGCCUGGAGCUUGGCCUGACCGAUGAACAGAUCUUCAUGCUCACUAAUGAUGAGGAAUGCGUUGCCGGUGAAGAUGGACUGGGCCUCGUACCACAGCGGCGAGUGCCCCGUGCCAUUAUGGAAGCGGAGGAAGAAGGCUCUGGAUUUCAACCUGAAAACAAAGAGCUCUGCCUACUGCCCUCCGAUUCCGGCCCGUGCUUUGGAAUGUUCAACAAGUUCUACUACAACAAAACGUCCAUGAACUGCGAGUCCUUCGUCUAUGGAGGCUGUCUGGGGAACAAGAACAGGUUCACGACGGAGAACGAGUGCUUCAGCACCUGCCGCACCGAAGCUGCGUGCAGGCUGCCCGUGGACGUGGGGCGCUGCAAGGCCAGGAAGCCUUCAUGGGCCUUUGACUCCGCCAAGGGCGCCUGCUUCGCCUUCAACUACGGCGGGUGCAAGGGCAAUGCCAACCGCUUCGGGUCUCGGGAGGAGUGCGAGAAGCACUGCGGCGUAUCGCAGUGACUUUGCCAAUGACGGUGGUGGUUGGUUGGUGGUGAUGAUGAAGGAGCAGCCCAAUAAAGUAAUUCCAAAAUAAUUCGGCUGGAAGGAGCUUUUGUGACCGAUUGCAAGGAGGCAGGCAACUGGAGGAGCCACAAAGCCAAGCACGGGACAUAUUUACAUUGUUUGUGUGUUCCUCUCAGGGCCACCAACAUUGCUAUCAUCAUCAGUAUUGUGGCAUGAGAAAAAGUGUUAAUUUGGAACUCUUCCAGAGCAGUGUGUUUAAAGUGUGGCACGCAUCUCUUCAACAGUUGAUAUAAGAGAGACCGUUACUUGGAAUUUGAGUUCUGCAGAUGCUUAGCUCUAGUCUAACAUACCCUUAAAUGCAAUCAAGUCUAGGCUGUUUGAAUGAAAAUAAACUUUGUUUUUAAUCAAAA
Petromyzon marinus (sea lamprey) is the source of this 1550-nucleotide messenger RNA. Its product is annotated as protein AMBP-like. Lineage: Eukaryota; Metazoa; Chordata; Hyperoartia; Petromyzontiformes; Petromyzontidae. The record is from RefSeq and is a predicted model, not a curated record. Gene Ontology annotation, molecular function: serine-type endopeptidase inhibitor activity.